UUAUAUUUAUAAUUUAAAAAAAAUUUAAAAAAUUCCUCAAACCCCUUCCAGCCCAGGUUUGGGCUGGAGAAACAGACUAAAUGUAUUGAAUUAGUCAUUUUUUUAAUAGAUAUAAUAAUAUUUAUAUAUGAUAUUUUGUAUAAAUAUUAUAUAUAUUUUUAUAAUAGUAUUUACUCUUUCCUUCAAAUUUAUUCUCUUUGAUUAAAUUUAUUUCAUUACUAAUUGGUCACAUUUAAUUAUUAUUCUUCAUUCAAUAUUUAUUUAUAACAAAUACUCUUAAUUUUAUUAAGUUCUUUCUCUUUAUUUACUUUAAUUUUUAACUAAAAUUUUAAAAAUACUCUCAGCUCUUUUUUAUUUAAUUUUUUGUUACCGUUCAUUCAAUAAAAUAUUCAUAUUUCUUAAUAUAUGCGUCGUGUUGGACCCAAAUUAACUAAUUCUAAUGAACAAAUGGAAUAUUAAUUAGAAAAUGCAUUGAAAAUUUUUGUUGGAAGAACAUUUCUACUAUAUUCAACCUAUUAUUUUUUGUUAAGAGAAUAUAAAUAAGACUCUCAAAGCCGAACGAAUGCAAUAUAUAAUACAAUAUAUCAUCUCAAAACUGACAAAUUGAAAUUGGGCUCUGAUGUUGUCAAAACUAAUAACACAUAUUCCUGACAUUGAUUCGUUUCACAAAAGACAUCGAUUAAAAAGCAGAGCAACAUACGAAGCCUAAACACAGUUAGUCAUUGUUGUUGGAAUAUUUUUAUUUUAGAUUUAGAUUUAGUUUUAAUUUAAUACAGUAUUUGUUUAGAUUGAUUUAUUUUAGAUUUGGUAAGUUUAUAUGACAAUUUGAUUUAUCAUUAAGUUAUACUCAUUCCGUCCCAAAAGAGUCAUUUUACUGAGUGUUGGGACGGAAAUUAAGAAAUAAUAGUAUUUAAUUGAAAGUGAGUAUAAAGUGGAAUGUAAAAGACUAAAAUGCCUUUACUUUUUGAAGGAUUUUAAAAAAUAUAUUAAAGUAAUAAUUAUGGGUAAUUUGGAAAAGUAGGAAUAAUUUUGUUAUAAAGUGAACCACAAUUACUAAAUAAGAAAACAUGACAAUUGUUUUGAGACAGAAGAAAAUAAAAAAAACAUGAAAAUUGUUUCGAGACAGACGAAAAUAAAAAAAACAAGACAAUUCUUUUGGAACGGAGAGAAUAUUAUUUUGUUUAGAGUCCGUGUUUCACCAUGUUUUUAUAUAUAUAUAUAUAAUAUUGACAUUUAUUUUGAUGAUCAACAGUAAUGCAAUUUUUAAAUUUCCGUAAAAUAUUUCGAACAAUUGUAAAAGAGAUCGAAGCUUACAGUUUGCUCGAAAAACUUGUGAGGAAAAGUCGGCUUGUGCGCCGUCCUGAUUCGUUGGCAAAUACAAUCUGCAGGGCAUCCCGAUUUGGCGGGAAAGAAGCUACAUUUUGGCGGGCAAAAUCAAGAAUUAAGAAUGAUGAUGAUGGGUAAGAGAAGCACGGGCAGGCGUAAAAUCGCCAUGGAAAAGAUCGCGAACAAGGCGAGUUUGCAGGUGACCUUCAGCAAGCGCAGAAUGGGGAUUUUCAAGAAGGCCAGCGAACUCACCAUUCUCACCGGCGCCGACGUCGCCGUUCUCGUUAAUUCGCCGGCGAACAAGGUUUUCGCCUUCGGGAGUCCCUCCGUCGACUGGGUGCUCGACAAGUUUCAGAUGGGGGAAACGGCGCCGGCGAAGGAGAGCGGACUGUGGUGGUGGGAGAAAUCGAUUGAAGGUAUGGAAUUGUACGAAUUGGAUGAAUUCCUGGCCGCCAUGGGAGACCUGCAAGAAAAGAUUAACCGACGCCUUGAAGAGUUGAAGACGACGACGACGGAGAAUUUGGCGAAUGUUGUUGUUCCUACGACGUCGUAUUGUGUAUCCGAUCUUCUUCUUGAUAAUCAGCAGCAAUCUCCAUUUCUGCCGAAUCUUGAGUUCAAUUCCACGACGUCGUUUGGUGUAUCUGAUGUUCUUCUUGAUAAUCAGCAGAAAUCUCCAUUUCUGCCAAAUGAUCUUGAGUUCAAUUCCACGACGUCGUUUGGUGUAUCUGAUGUUCUUCUUGAUAAUCAGCAGAAAUCUCCAUUUCUGCCAAAUGAUCUUGAGUUCAGUUCGACGUCGUUUGGUGUAUCUGAUCUUCUUCUUGAUAAUCAGCAACCUGCAUUUCUGCCAAAUGAUCUUGAAUUCAAUUCGGUUGUUCCUACGACGUCGUUUGGUGUAUAUGAUCUUCUUCUUGAUAAUCAGCAACCUCCAUUUCUGCCAAAUCUUGAAUUCAAUUCGACGUCGUUUGGUGUAUCUGAUCUUCGUGCUGCGGAUAAUUAUCAAACUCCAUUGCUGCCAAAUGUUGGAUUCGAUGGUUCUGAACGUUAUGAUCUAAUUGGUUUCCAGGGAGAACUGCUGAGUGCUAAGGAUGAUCUUCUGUUGCAGAAUUCAACUAUGGCUCCUCCUUCUUCAGAUGCAGAUUUUGAUUAUGGUUUUGAUGAUUUUGCUUCGCGGUGGUGAUCGGAGUUCAAAUCGAGUUAUUGAUUUGGGGCAAUUCUGAAACCCUAAUUUUGCAGCUGUCUGGGGUUUACUGCUAGAAAGAAUUAAUUGCAUCUGCCGUUCUUCAGGUGAUUUUGAUUUUGUUAUUAUAAAUACAAUUGAAAAAUUAUUUGUGUUUAUUAAUUAGA
Molecule: messenger RNA, 2670 nt
Organism: Andrographis paniculata
Lineage: Eukaryota; Viridiplantae; Streptophyta; Magnoliopsida; Lamiales; Acanthaceae
Product: agamous-like MADS-box protein AGL97
Exons: 3
Coding region: 1448-2503 (351 amino acids)
Biological process (GO): regulation of transcription by RNA polymerase II
Molecular function (GO): RNA polymerase II cis-regulatory region sequence-specific DNA binding; protein dimerization activity; DNA-binding transcription factor activity, RNA polymerase II-specific
Source: RefSeq, a predicted model, not a curated record